This is a messenger RNA of Notothenia coriiceps (black rockcod), 4589 nucleotides long. It is a transcript of the gene arhgap45b, whose product is annotated as Rho GTPase activating protein 45b. Lineage: Eukaryota; Metazoa; Chordata; Actinopteri; Perciformes; Nototheniidae. Gene Ontology annotation, molecular function: GTPase activator activity. Gene Ontology annotation, biological process: signal transduction; activation of GTPase activity. The record is from RefSeq and is a predicted model, not a curated record. Gene Ontology annotation, cellular component: membrane.
UUGUGUCUGCGUUAGUGCGCUUCAAUCAUUUCUCUUUAAAGUAAGUUUAAGUUAAUGACAAAGGUUGAGGUUACAGUUCCUUGUCCGUAAUUGAAACGUAGUUAAUCUUCCCAAAAGUUAGUGAAAAGUCGAGUUUUACCCGCGUGUCCCUCCUCCUCCUACAGAGCGGAUGCCGGUGACCUGCCUGUCUCUCCGUCAGUGAGUCUGCGCGCCUCGAUGUGCGACAGCAGCAACAGGAGGAAGACAGACAGACAGCGACCGUGGAUCAAACACUCCAGGGAUGGCACCGAGCUCCCGCUGAGACACACAGCACCCAAGUGGCGAGUCGGGGGGUGGGUGGGGGGUUUGUACGUGAAACUCAAAGGAGUCGGGAUGGACGGCAAAGGCACGCUGAAGAUGUUCCACAGGAAGAAACGGGAACUGAUCAAAACGCCAUCCAUCUCGAAGAAGAGCCGAGCAGGAAGCCCCGGGCCACAGAGCAGCGCCCCGGCCAAUGGGGACAGAGCUGUAGGGGGAAGAAGGAGCAUGCUGAGACGGGUCGGUAAGGGCAGCUACAACCCUUACUCUACCAGUCAGAGAGUUAAGAAAGCUGAGGCAAAGAGCAAGGACAGACUGGACAUACUGCCCAGCAAGCAAAACGUGUGGCUUAAGCAGCUCUCCAUCCUGCAGGAGCAGCCUCGGAAAGAUGCAGCUGACAUCACCCUCUCCUCCUCACCCUUAUCCUCCGCUUCAACUCUCACCCCGACCUCUGCCGGGCUUCAGGACUCCUCCGCCUCCUGCCCCGGGACCCCCAGCAUCCACCACAGCAAGCUGGUGGCCAUGCAGGGGGUGGGCUCUCCAGUGUCCACCCUGAAGAGGCCGACUGCACUGAGCCGACACGCCAGUGCUGCAGGUUUCCCUCUCCAGUCCUGGGUGUUCUCUAAAGGCCAGGGGAAGACAGCCUCCGCCCCCACCACUCCGUCUGAUGGUCCAGAGAGCACGGCCAUCGAGGUGGAGGACAUCCCCGCCCUGCUGAGGGACGUGGCCCGCUUCGCAGAGGCUGUGGAGAAACUGAAGGAUGUGGUGCUGACUGAAGGUAAGGACAGUCAGCGUCCCGUGGCUCACGAGUGUUUGGGGGAGGUCCUCCGAGUGCUGCGUCAGGUCAUCAACACGUACCCUCUGCUCAACACCGUGGAGAUCCUCACCGCCGCCGGCAAGCUCAUAUCCAAGGUCAAAGGUUUCCACUAUGAGGCUUGUAACGAGGCAGAUAAAAAUGACUUUGAGAAGGCCAUUGAAACCAUCGCAGUCGCUUUUAGCAGCAAUGUGUCUGAGCUGCUGAUCGGAGAGGUGGACAGCAGCACGCUGCUCUCCCAGCUGCCCACUGAGAAGAGCAGGUCGCUGGAGAACUUGUACGCUUCGACAGGCCAUGGGGCAGACAGCGGACACUUCAGGAACGACCUGCAUUACAUGGGCAGAGCUGAGGAAGUGGAUGUGAUCCUGCAGCAGAGCGAGGGAGGCGUGGACUCCGCUCUGCUCUACGCCAAAACCAUCUCCAAAUACAUGAAGGACCUGAUCAGCUACGUGGAGAAGAGAACUUCCCUGGAGAUGGAGUUCUCCAAAGGCCUCCAGAGAUUGUACCAUUCCUGCAAACACAGCAUAACGCAUCCCCAGAUGCCGCUCUUCUCCAUCUACUCUCUGGCUCUGGAGCAGGACCAGGAGCAGAGUGUGGGGCUGCAGCUGGCCAACACCACCCUGCACACACAGACCUUCAUCCAGCCUCUGAUGCAGCGUAAACAGGAGCAUGAGAAGAGACGGAAGGAGAUCAAGGAGCACUGGAUUCGAGCUAAGAGGAAACUGAUGGAGUGUGAGGCGAACCUGCGUAAAGCUAAGCAAGCCUUUAUGGUCCGCUGUGAGGAGUACGAGAAGGCCAAAACAGCAGCCUGCCGCGCUGAGGAGGAAGGAGGAGGGUCUACGGCAAAGUCUGUGGAGAAGAAGAAACGAGUGGAGGAGGAGGCGCGCAACAAGUCAGACGAGGCGGAGGCCACCUACCGGAAUUGUAUAGCAGACGCCACCACCCAGCAGCAGGAGCUGGAGCACACAAAGGUCACAGUGCUGAGAACACUACAGGACGUCAUCAAACAGAGCGACCAGACCCUGCGCUCGGCGACCAUCUCGUACUACCAGCUCAUGCACAUGCAGACCGUGGCCUUGCCGGUCCACUACAGACUCUGUGUGAGAGCAGAAGCUGUACGACCCGGGCCCAGCAUAAAGAGCAUCAGUCGGAUCACCAAUAUGCAGUUUCAAAUUAAAACCUUAAGGAAGCCACGGCCAGCAGACCAAGGAAUUGACAGUUUCCAACACGGACAGUCCUACCACGCAGUGUGGAACGCAGCAGCAGGAGACAGCAGAGACGCCGAGGCUCAGCGCAAGAGGCAGGGACAUAAGUCUUGGGGUUCAACAGUGAGCGACGACAGUGUUGGAGGAGAGGCGGGUCUAGAGUCGCCUACUGCCAGCUCCAGUGACGUCAGUAAAAUUGCUCGGACGUCAUCCACUGGGACAAUGUCGUCCAAUGAGGACGCAGAUGAGAAAGACGGGAAUAUGACUUCAUUUGAAUCUCCAAACAUGAACGGCAUGGACCCUGACGUGGUGGUGUCCACCAGACCUUUCCGUAACGUCGGCCUCUCUAAAGCAGCACAUACCCACCGGCUGAGGAAGCUACGCACUCCGUCAAAGUGCCGCGAGUGUGACAGCUACGUUUACUUCCAGGGGGCCGAGUGUGAGGAGUGUUUCCUGGCGUGUCACAAGCGCUGUCUGGAGACUCUGGCCAUCCAGUGCGGUCACAAGAAGCUGCAGGGCCGUCUGCAGCUGUUCGGCAGGGACUUCUCUCAGGUAGCCAGCUGUGCCAGCGACGGCAUCCCCUUCAUCAUCACUAAGUGCAUCUCUGAGAUAGAGAGACGGGCGCUCAAGAUGAAGGGCAUCUACAGGGUGAACGGGGUGAAGACUCGGGUGGAGAAGCUGUGUCAGGCCUUUGAGAACGGCAAGGAGCUGGUGGAGCUGUCCCAGUGUUCACCGCAUGACAUCAGCAACGUGCUCAAGCUUUACCUCCGACAGCUGCCAGAGCCCAUCAUGCUGUUCCGCCUGUACAACAGUCUGAUGGGUUUGGCGAAGGAGAGUAUGCAGGGAGAGGCUGACACAGCGGAGGGAGAGGAGGUGGAGUCUAACAGCAUCAACCCGGCGGUGGGCAAGGGGCCCGAGCUGGUGGACCUGGGCCCCAACAGCGACCCCGAGGUGCUGGUCCUGGUGGACAAGCUGAAGGAGCUUCUGAAGGAGCCGCCCAAAGCUAACGUCGCUACGCUACGCUACAUCAUUCGCCACCUCCGGAGGAUUGCAGAGCUGGAGGAGGACAACAAGAUGAGUCCCAGUAACCUGGGUAUUGUGUUCGGCCCCUCCCUGAUGCGCCCCCGUCCCACCGGAGCCACCAUCUCCCUCUCCUCUCUGGUCGAUUACCCCCACCAGGCUCGCAUCAUUGAGUGUCUCAUCGUCUUCUAUUCAUCCAUCUUCCAGUCCAAAACCUCUCAGACACACAAAAACAUCCGCUCAGAUUCCUCCUCUGCCCAGCAGAUGGGGCAGGAGGAUAUUCAUCCCUCUGAUAAGGUCUGUGCUGCAGAUGAAAAGAUUGAGAGCGCUGCUGAUGGAGAGGAGCCAAAUAAACCAGAAUCUGAGAAGUUGGAGGAGGGGUGUGGAAGUUCUUUAGGGUCUCUGGGGUCCAGUGAGCAGCUCCCUGACUCCGACUCAGAGCAGGACGACAGCAGUCAGGGGGCCGCGCCCCCCCGCAGCCUGGUGACGCAGGAGAGCGAGGUGAGCAUGGACGACGAGCCGCUAAGCUACAGGGACAGCCUGGACCUGUCGAGCCAGUCUGCAACGCUGACCGAACCAGAACCAGAACCAGACCAGGACCAGGAAGAAACCCCCGACAAAGUCGAGCCUCCUGCCCUGCCAGUCAGCGGACCCCCAGAUGAAGACACAGCGACAGAGGAGGAGCUGAGCGUCUCUCUGGCCGAGCUCAACGUGAACCAGUCCAACAACAACAACAAAACCAACAACAACAACUACCCCUGCUCCCCCGUUCUUAGCUUGUCGGGGCAUCCACUGUCACGUUUGUCUGGAACGAAAUUACCCCUGACCAGGAACAGGGACAGCGAGCCAGAGUUUGUCUGAUAUCUUUACUAAAGUGUGUGAAUGUGAAGUCUUUACAGGAGUGAUUGGGUUUGUAUUCGUUAAAGUCUUUACGUGUGUGUUGAUCUAUCCUGGCAGCAAAAUGUCUGCACGCUUACUCCAGAGGUUUUGACUCAAGAUGAUUUAAGAAACUAUUUUUGCAGCAGUUUGUAUUUUUAAAGCAUUUUACUCAUUGCUCUUGCGUGCUUGAGGAAAGGCAGUUAGUAAGUAACAUCACAAUGUGCAGGAAUUCAAAGCCAAUGAUCUUAAAAGUGCUGCUGGUUUUAUUUCAGCACUAACAGUUUCAAAAUAAAUGUAGAAGUCUUUUUUAUAAAUGUCGCCUGUAUUGCCUUGAUUUGAAUGUUUUGGUCUAUUUUAAUAAACAUUUUAUUUUA